GAAUCCCGCCCCACCCGGGCGCCCGCGGGGAUCCAGGUUGGAGCUAGGCGCGGCGAGGCUAGUGCACCCGCUGGCCCGGCCGGGACGCGCUCAGCGGCGGGGCAGCUCACAGGGGGAGCGAGCAUGCGGGGGGACCCUGCGGCCUGGCGGCCGGCGCUCACUUCGCCGUCGCUGCUACCUUUGCUGCUGCUGCUGCUGCUGUCGUCCCAGGCUGCUGCGCUGCACUCAAGCGAGCUUUUCCCUUAUGGUCAGUCGCUGGGGGACCAGCUGCUGCAGGAAGGCGACGACGAAAGCUCAGCCGCGGUGAAGCUGGAGACUCCCCUGCACUUCUACGAAGCCCAGUUCAGCCACCUCUACGUGGGCACCAACGGCAUCAUCUCCACUCAGGACUUCCCCAGGGAGACUCAGUAUGUGGAUGAUGAUUUCCCCACAGACUUCCCGGCCAUUGCCCCCUUCCUGGCCGACAUCGACACCAGCCAGGGGAGGGGGCGCGUUCUGUACCGCCAGGACACCUCCGCGGCAGUGCUGGGCCUGGCGGCUCGCUACGUGCGCGCGGGCUUCCCGCAAGCUGCGGCACAUUUCACGCCUACCCACGUCUUCCUUGCCACCUGGGACCAUGUGGGCGCCUACGAGGAGGCCACGCGCGGUGUACCACCUUCCGGAGAACUGAAUACUUUCCAGGCAGUUCUGGUAUCUGAUGGGUCUGAUACCUACGCCCUCUUUCUUUAUCCUGCCAAUGGCCUUCAGUUCUUUGGAACCCGCCCCAAAGAAUCGUACAAUGUCCAGCUUGAGCUUCCAGCCCGGGUGGGCUUCGGCCGAGGGGAGGCUGAUGACCUGAAGCGAGAGGGACCUUAUUUCAGCUUGACUAGCACAGAACAGUCUGUGAAAAAUCUUUACCAACACAGUAACCUGGGCAUUCCUGGAGUGUGGGCUUUUCAUAUAGGCAGCACCUCCCCGCUGGAAAAUGUCAGGCCUGCAACAGUUGGAGUUCUUUUCAAAGCCUCCUCUUCAGCUCCCCUGGAACAUUCCUUCAGUCAUGCUGCAGACCUAGAAAGAGACUAUACUGAAGACAAUUUGGAUUAUUAUGAUGAGAUCAAGGAGGACGUUGAAGAUCCCCCAGAUAGCCUAGAGAAGACCUCAAAUGGCCAUGGCCAUACUGAACUUUCCUCUCAUUCUAAAGCUGAUUCAAGGCCCACGGGACAUGGAAUCUCUCCCUCAGAUUCUGAUCUGGCCUCCCCUUUACCACAUUUAACACCAAGUGAGUGGCCAUUUUACCCUGAAACACAGUCCACUAUCAUGGACCCUCAAACCAAAGUGGGGAGACCGCUGGAGAAUACAUAUGUCUUAGAUACUAAAGGCCAAGCCGAGUCUUCUGAACAGCCAGGGCUCAGAAGAUUGGCACCAUCAGAGAUAGAAAGGAUUUCACUGGAUCCUGCCCAGGAAGCCCCACCAUCCUACCAUGAAAAUACAAGCAUGCAGCCCCACCCAGAUGGAAGGGCAUUACCUGCAGAAGUGGGUAGCCUUCCAGCCCAUCCUGAACAAGAGUCAGUUCUUCUAAAUUAUCCUGUGCCAGGUCACCUUUCACCACAGGGUCGCAUUGAUGACAUCGGUUCCAACAGUGAGGUCGUCACGUAUAAUUCUGCCCACAAGGAAACCUGUGAACACAACCACGGACAGUGCUCCCCCCACGCCUUCUGCACUGACUAUGCCACCGGCUUUUGCUGCCACUGUCAGUCCGGGUUUUACGGAAAUGGGAAGCAUUGUCUGCCGGAAGGGACACCUUAUCGAGUCAAUGGGAAAGUAAGUGGCCACCUUCUUGUGGGCCACACCCCGGUGCACUUCACCGACGUGGACCUGCAUGCUUACAUCGUGGGCAAUGAUGGCCGAGCCUACACAGCCAUCAGCCACAUCCCGAGGCCCGCGGCCCAGGCCCUGCUCCCCCUUGCUCCAAUCGGAGGCCUGUUUGGGUGGCUGUUUGCCUUAGAAAAGCCAGGCUGGAAGAAUGGCUUCAGCCUCACAGGCGCUACCUUUAUCCAAAACAUGGAGGUUACUUUCUACCCAGGGGAGGAGAGGGUGCAAAUCACUCAAACAGCAGAAGGACUUGACCCUGAGAACUACCUGAGCAUUAAGACCAACAUUCAAGGACAGGUGCCUUACAUCCCAGCAAAUUUCACAGCCCAGAUAGCUCCCUACAAGGAGCUGUACCACUACUCAGACUCAGUUGUGACCUCCUCAAGUUCCAGAGACUACUUUCUCAUACUUGGUGGCAUCAACCAAACGCGAUCCUACCGCAUCCAACAGAACAUCACUUACCAGGCGUGCCAGCAUGCCCCCAGGCACCAGGCCAUCUCUGCCACCCAGCAGCUGAAUGUUGACCGGGUCUUUGCCUUGUACACGGAUGAAGAACAAGUGCUUAGAUUUGCUGUGACCAAUCAAAUUGGCCCCGUGGAAGAUGAUUCAGCCCCCGCUCCAGUGAAUCCUUGUUAUGACGGGAGUCACACUUGUGACAUGACAGCUCGGUGUCUUCCAGGGGCAGGUGUAGACUACACCUGUGAGUGUGCAUCUGGGUACCAGGGAACCGGACGGAGCUGUGUGGAUGUGAAUGAGUGUGCAACAGGCUUCCACCGCUGUGGCCCCAACUCUGUGUGCAUCAACCUGCCGGGAAGCUACAGGUGUGAAUGCCGGAGUGGUUACGAGUUUGCUGAUGACCGACACACUUGCAUCUUGAUGGCUCCCCCUGCCAACCCCUGUGAGGACGGCCGUCACACCUGCGCUCCUGCGGGCCAGGCCCAGUGCAUUCACCAUGGCGGCGGCUCGUUCAGCUGCACCUGCCUGCCGGGGUACGCUGGGGACGGUCACGUGUGCACUGAUGUUGAUGAAUGCUUGGAAAACAGAUGUCACCCCUCCGCUACCUGCUACAACACCCCUGGCUCCUUCUCCUGCCGCUGCCACCCUGGAUACCAGGGGGAUGGAAUCCAGUGCAUACCCGAAGACCCUGCCCCGGGACUGAAACCCUGUGAAUACCAGCGCCACAUGGCCCAGGCCCAGUACGCCUAUCCUGGCACCCGGGUCCACAUCCCUCAGUGCGACGACCAGGGCCACUUCCUUACACUGCAGUGUCAUGGCAGCACUGGCUUCUGCUGGUGUGUGGACCCCAACGGUCAUGAAGUCCCAGGCACCCGUACUCCGCCUGGCUCCACCCCACCGCACUGCGGACCACCACCAGAGCCCACCCAGAGGCCCCAGACCGUCUGUGAGCGCUGGAGGGAAAGCCUGCUGGAGCACUAUGGCGGCCCACCCCGGGAUGACCAGUAUGUGCCCCAGUGCGAUGAGCUGGGCCACUUCAGCCCCCUGCAGUGCCACGGGAAGAGUGACUUCUGCUGGUGUGUGGACAAGGACGGCAGAGAGGUGCCAGGCACCCGCUCCCAGCCAGGCAGCACCCCUGCAUGUAUACCCACGGUGGCUCCACCCUUGGUCCGGCCCACACCCCGGCCUGAUGUGACGCCUCCAUCUGUGGGCACCUUCCUGCUCUAUGCCCAGGGCCAGCAGAUAGGCCACUUGCCCCUCAAUGGCACCAGGCUUCAGAAGGAUGCUGCCAAGGCCCUGCUGUCACUGCAUGGCUCGAUAGUCGUGGGACUUGACUAUGACUGCCGGGAGAGGAUGGUGUACUGGACAGAUGUUGCCGGGCGGACAAUUAGCCGUGCCAGUCUGGAACCAGGAGCAGAGCCAGAGACGAUCAUUAAUUCAGGUCUCAUAAGCCCUGAGGGCCUUGUCAUUGAUCACUUCCGUAGAACGAUGUACUGGACGGACAGUGGUCUGGAUAAAAUAGAGAAAGCCAAGCUAGAUGGCUCUGAGCGCAAGGUCCUCUUCCACACCGACCUUGUGAACCCCCGUGCCAUCGCUGUGGAUCCAAUCCGAGGCAACUUGUACUGGACAGACUGGAAUCGAGAAGCUCCUAAAAUUGAAACAUCAUCUUUAGAUGGUGAAAACAGAAGAAUUUUGGUGAACAAAGACAUUGGACUACCAAAUGGUUUAACCUUUGACCCUUUCUCCAAAAUGCUUUGUUGGGCAGAUGCAGGAACGAAAAAGCUAGAAUGUACCCUUCCUGAUGGAACUGGACGACGUGUCAUUCAAAACAACCUCAACUACCCCUUCAGUAUUGUCAGCUACGCAGACCACUUCUACCACACGGAUUGGAGGAGGGAUGGUGUUAUAUCAAUAAACAGAGACAGUGGCCAGUUUAUUGACGAGUAUCUCCCAGAGCAGCGGUCUCAUCUCUACGGGAUAACUGCAGUCUACCCCUACUGCCCAGCAGGAAGAAAGUAAAUAUGGCAUGUAAAGGAUUUGGAGUUUAAAUACAUUUACUGAAAAACAAAGGUGAAGAAAGUAAAUCGGCCAUUAGAAGUUCCUGGACAUACAGUACAAAAAGACUAAGUAUAUUUUGUGAAAAGUUUAUACCUCAAUCUUUACUACUGUAUUUUAAAAAGCAACUUCGCAAACAUCAAAUUCAUUCAGCUAAAAACCCUAAAUUAAUUUUUGCUAUGAACUCUUUCUCACCAAGAAAUUAAAGCACAUAUGAUCAGUACAAAGUCCAAUCGUAAAGAUCAUAAACCUCAACAGAGAAUGCAAUGCAGGACUGAAUGGGAAGGAACCAAGAGAGCUUCCCAGCAAAAGUUGUAAGACUUUUUUUUACCUCUUUCUAUUUAUACUGAAAGGUGCUAGAAUAUUUCAAUUUGUAUUUUCUGAUCCUUUUAAGUUCCUUUAUAGAAUUACCCACAGAAAUUACUUCAUUUAUAAAUGCCAAAGAUGUAACAGUUCCCAAUUUCUAUGUUAAUCCAAUAAAAUAUUUUAAGGUUUUCCUA
This is a messenger RNA of Condylura cristata (star-nosed mole), 4862 nucleotides long. It is a transcript of the gene NID2, whose product is annotated as nidogen 2 (osteonidogen). The coding region runs from base 124 to 4326 and encodes 1400 amino acids. Gene Ontology annotation, biological process: cell-matrix adhesion. Gene Ontology annotation, molecular function: calcium ion binding. NCBI's taxonomy places the organism in Eukaryota, Metazoa, Chordata, Mammalia, Eulipotyphla, Talpidae. The transcript is spliced from 21 exons. The record is from RefSeq and is a predicted model, not a curated record. Gene Ontology annotation, cellular component: basement membrane.